GUUCCAUCUUCUGCAAUCUAACGUCAACGGGUGGCUGGAGCUUCAUCAACGUUGCUUCUUAGCAAAUAAUAAACUAAACUCAAGCUUCUUCAUUUGGAGAAGUCAAUCUUUUAAUUAUAAUCCACAACUAUCCCUUUGGAAUCUCCAUAUACCACCUGUUUGUGCUGGAACACCAUGGAUCCCCGAGAAUCUUCCUCGUACUCGAUUGUACCUAGGAUUCGGUACAACACCGUCGGCGGUGUCAACGGUCCUCUGGUCAUUUUGGACAACGUUAAAUUCCCUCGAUACAAUGAAAUCGUUACCCUAACACUCCCCGAUGGAACUGAAAGAUCUGGUCAAGUCCUCGAAGCUCGAGGCAACCGCGCCGUCGUCCAAGUUUUCGAAGGCACAUCAGGUAUCGAUGUUAAGAAGACCAAAGUCGAAUUCACGGGGCAAAGCUUGAAGCUAGGUGUAUCCGAAGACAUGCUGGGUCGUAUCUUCGAUGGAUCUGGGAGAGCCAUCGACAAGGGCCCGAAGGUGCUGGCCGAGGACUACCUUGACAUCAACGGUAGUCCUAUUAACCCCUACUCACGAGUGUACCCCGAAGAAAUGAUUUCCACCGGUAUCUCGACUAUCGACACCAUGAACUCGAUUGCCCGAGGCCAAAAGAUCCCUAUCUUCUCCGCCGCCGGUUUACCACAUAACGAAAUCGCCGCCCAGAUUUGCCGACAAGCUGGCUUGGUCAAGCAAAAGGGUGCUACAAACAAGGGUGUGCACGAUGACCACGAAGAGAACUUCUCUAUCGUCUUCGCUGCUAUGGGUGUUAACUUGGAAACCGCCCGAUUCUUCACUCGCGAUUUCGAAGAGAACGGUAGUUUGGAGCGUGUCACACUCUUCCUUAACCUUGCGAACGAUCCUACAAUCGAACGUAUUAUUACACCUCGUCUUGCUCUCACUACCGCCGAAUACUAUGCCUACCAACUUGAGAAACACGUUCUAGUUAUUCUUACCGAUUUGUCCGCAUACUGUGACGCUCUCCGAGAAGUUUCCGCUGCCCGAGAAGAAGUGCCUGGUCGACGUGGUUUCCCCGGUUACAUGUACACUGAUUUGUCAACAAUCUAUGAACGAGCCGGUCGUGUCGAGGGACGAAACGGUUCCAUUACACAGAUUCCCAUCUUGACUAUGCCUAACGAUGAUAUUACACAUCCUAUUCCCGAUUUGACGGGUUAUAUUACUGAGGGCCAGAUCUUUGUCGACCGUCAACUCGACAACCGUGGUAUCUACCCACCAAUUAACGUGUUACCGUCUCUUUCUCGUCUCAUGAAAUCUGCCAUUGGUGAGGGAAUGACCCGAAAGGACCACGGUGAUGUGUCCAACCAACUGUACGCCAAAUACGCCAUCGGUCGUGAUGCCGCGGCCAUGAAGGCAGUCGUUGGUGAGGAAGCCUUGUCCACCGAAGACAAGCUAUCCCUAGAAUUCCUCGAGAAAUUCGAGCGACAAUUCGUCGCACAGGGCGCAUACGAAGCACGAAGUAUCUACGAUUCCCUAGACAUCGCAUGGAGUCUACUACGUAUCUUCCCCAAGGAAUUGCUCAACCGUAUCCCGGCCAAGAUCAUCCAAGAAUUCUACCAACGAUCGGCUGCGGACCGAAAGGGUAAGGGCAAGGAGAAGAACGAUAAGGGUGUUAAGGACACAGAUGGUCCAGCCCAGGAGGAGAACCUCGUCGACGUAUAAAUCUGUUUAGACAAGUGAGGACGCAUGUGAGCGACGGUUGUGUGUAUAGGUUAGUCGUACAUGGCGGAGUACAGGUUACUUAUUAUUAGCAUUCAAUACAAUACAAUGAUCGUCUUAUUACAUAUUAAAA
Hypoxylon trugodes is the source of this 1843-nucleotide messenger RNA. Its product is annotated as P-loop containing nucleoside triphosphate hydrolase protein. Gene Ontology annotation, molecular function: ATP binding; proton-transporting ATPase activity, rotational mechanism. The record is from RefSeq and is a predicted model, not a curated record. NCBI's taxonomy places the organism in Eukaryota, Fungi, Ascomycota, Sordariomycetes, Xylariales, Hypoxylaceae. Gene Ontology annotation, biological process: proton transmembrane transport; ATP metabolic process. The transcript has 4 exons. Bases 175 to 1713 code for a protein of 512 amino acids. Gene Ontology annotation, cellular component: proton-transporting V-type ATPase, V1 domain.